This is a messenger RNA of Argiope bruennichi, 6601 nucleotides long. Its product is annotated as serine/threonine-protein kinase BRSK2-like. Gene Ontology annotation, molecular function: ATP binding; tau-protein kinase activity; protein serine/threonine kinase activity. Bases 178 to 2433 code for a protein of 751 amino acids. The transcript is spliced from 18 exons. Gene Ontology annotation, biological process: microtubule cytoskeleton organization; intracellular signal transduction; protein phosphorylation. Gene Ontology annotation, cellular component: cytoplasm. NCBI's taxonomy places the organism in Eukaryota, Metazoa, Arthropoda, Arachnida, Araneae, Araneidae. The record is from RefSeq and is a predicted model, not a curated record.
UCUACAUUUUCGCUCGAAGCGAGGGAAGUGCAAGGAAUUUCCCAAUUCUAAUAUGGCAUAGCAGUGGUGCAGAAUACUUGAACUCGGAGGAUUGCAAACAUGGAUUCUCGCAGAGUGGAUUUUUUCGGAACCUAACGAGUUGGAUUCCUGGAUACAUCCGGUAACUCAAGGAACGACAUGACUUCUCACAGGUCAUCUACGGAUUCGCAUCAUUAUCAGUACGUGGGUCCAUACAGACUCGAGAAAACCCUAGGCAAGGGACAAACUGGGCUGGUGAAACUAGGAGUGCACUGCAUCACUGGAAGAAAAGUAGCUAUUAAAAUCAUUAACAGAGAAAAACUAAGUGAAUCAGUUUUACAAAAGGUUGAACGAGAAAUUGCCAUAAUGAAACUCAUCGAACAUCCCCAUGUGUUGGGGCUGUACGAUGUUUACGAAAACAAAAAAUAUUUGUACCUGAUUCUAGAGCAUGUUUCAGGAGGAGAACUAUUUGAUUAUUUAGUGAAGAAAGGUCGCUUGACACCAAAAGAAGCUCGCAGGUUUUUUCGCCAAAUCAUAUCAGCUUUAGAUUUUUGCCACAGCCAUUCCAUCUGCCAUCGGGAUUUAAAGCCUGAAAACCUUCUUCUGGACGAAAAGAACAAUAUUCGGAUAGCAGAUUUCGGAAUGGCGUCUCUCCAGAUGGACGGAUCCAUGUUGGAAACGUCCUGCGGCUCACCGCAUUACGCAUGUCCGGAAGUCAUUAGAGGCGAGAAAUAUGACGGACGGCGAGCAGAUGUGUGGAGCUGCGGAGUAAUUCUAUAUGCCCUACUAGUUGGUGCUCUUCCUUUCGAUGACGACAACUUGAGGCAGUUGUUAGAGAAAGUGAAGCGAGGAGUGUUUCACAUUCCCCAUUUUGUUCCUCCCGAGUGCCAGGAUCUCCUAAGAGGAAUGAUCGAAGUCUGUCCAGAAAAAAGGAUGACGCUCGCAGAAGUGACAAGACAUCCUUGGGUAAUAGCAGGAAGUAAAUCAGAAUUAGAAUUAGAACUUCCAAUGAAAGAAGCUGUUCAGACCCAUAUCAUACCAACUGUUGAAGAUUUGGACCCAGAUGUCCUAGCAAGUAUGACGUCCUUAGGUUGCUUUAAAGAUAAAGAAAAGCUAAUUCAAGAAUUAUUAAAUACAACGCAUAAUACGGAAAAAGUAGUUUAUUUUCUGUUACUAGAUCGUAAAAGACGGAAACCUGCAUACGAAGAUGAAACAGAAGUGAUAAUUAGGAAUAGAUCUGAAAGCGCUUUCUCGUCUUCUCUUCCUUGCUCAGUUCCCCCUGACCCUCCCAGGAAAAGAGUGGAUACUUGUCACAUAAAUGGGAGAUCGGGGCCUAGGUAUAGCUUUGACAUGCUGAGCGACGGUUCUCCACUAACGCCGAGGAGGUAUCCUUAUGGCCGAAGCCGUCGGAGCAGCAUGUCUAGCAGCCUUCACGUUACAAGCCCUGCGGUAUCCCCUCUCAGUUCUCCCAAACCUACCCCUCGGGGCACUCCUGAGGAGAGCCCCCUGAAUACCCCACCUGGGUCUCCUGGGAUGAACCAACCUUACUGGAAAUCUAGGCUCAAUACAAUUAAAAGCAGCUUCCUAGGAAGUCCGAGAUUCCAUAGGAGAAAAAUGCAGACGCCUUCAGCCUCGGACGAAGUGAGUCUAACGCCAGAUUCUUCGCCUGAGUUAACGAAACGUUCGUGGUUCGGGAGCCUCAUGACCAACGAAAGGGAUGAAACACACGUGAUAUUAGUCAAAGAUCGACCUCUGAGUUCGGUGAAAGCUGAUCUCAUCCAUGCCUUCUUAUCAAUAGCGGACCUGUGCCACAGCGUCAUUUCUCCAAUGUCUUUCCGAGUGGAAUACAAGCGGGCCGGGGGUCCUACCAUGUUCCAGAGGAACGUCCGUUUCCAUGUGGACAUAGCGCUGGUCAGUGCGGGAACGCACGACGGACCCCUCAGUGCUGUGGAUCGAAGGAGCAGCACUGACAAGCCCGCCGUCUACUGUAUAUCUUUCACACUCAUAUCCGGGCCCAUUCGCCGAUUUAAGCGUAUCUGUGAGCACAUCCAAGCCCAGAUCCUGGGUCGCCGUCCGAACCACUCGCCCAGGAUCAGCCGCCGCCCGACGGCCGAGCUCAGCGAGAGUUCCUCCUGUGGUUCGGAGAGCAUGUCCCCAACGCCCUCUCGCCAUCAGAUGACCAGCGACGACAUGGCCGUAUCCAUGAACGUGGGAAGCACGGCCGCGGCCAUAGCCAUGUCGCGCUGCAAAUCGGACCAGGAUGCGACGGCAGACAUCUUUGAGAGGGAGGCCAAGAUGGUCACUACUUCGCACAGGAGAGCUGCGGCAGCGGCGGCUGCAGAGGACUCCAGGCCCCUACUCAAUGGCCGACGCAUGAGCUACGACCUCAAGAACCCUUCCAAGGAUAAGCUCUGAUGGUGACCUACGAACACAACAACGACAAAGUUUGAGAAUACAACAGUUUCCUUUGUUUCCUCUUGACGUUGUUCCAUGAAGGUUCACGACAUAGACAGAAAAGAAACAACUAAAAUUUGAAGAUGCGCUCGUUUCGUGGCAUGGGGUGAUGCUUGAGCAGCUUCGGUGGUGUGCGAUUGCGGGUGGAGUGUGCGAAAUUUCAGGCUUCGCGUCUAUGCGAGUUGUAUACGUAAGAGAGAGGAUGUGUACGAACAUGAAAAAAAAAAAUCCAUAAAAUUAAGUUUAAAAAUUCUUCAGAUUAACGCAUCGGCCUUUCAGAUUGAUUCAAGAGAGAUGGCAGUUUUGCUCAAUCUCUUAUCAACGGUUUUAAAUGUUUUAUUCGUUUAUGUUUUAUGUUUUUUUCGUUUUCAAAAGUAUUGAAUCAUACGAACUUUUCUUUCCAAUCAAAAGGAAAUCCAAAACGCAUCUAUAUUUAAACCGAAUAGAGACGGUUUAGCUCUGAGCUAAAUAUGGUCAUCUUUUGCGCUUCCAAUAUAUAACAAUCAAAUAAUAGUAUAUAGAUGCUCAAUGGGCUAAUCUGACGAACUUAUUUGCCUAGUUUAAUAAAAAAAAAUUCGAUCUGCAAUUUCAGAAAUUUAAAAAAAAAGUCGUUGAUCUAAAAACCAAGAUACUUGUUUGCGAAAUUAUCAAUACUCGUCUAUGCGAUAAUCUGGAGAUCAUUAAAGAGAAAUUAUCACUAUAAUGCGUACAUAUCGUAUUCUUACGUAUACGAGAACUUAUAUAUUGACUUAAACUACUGAAAAUCACUUAUACUUUAAGUCAAGCCUUUAUUCUGAUGCCAUUCAUCAGGUUACUGAAAGAUAUCUAUUUUUAUCAUACUUCUUCUAAUUCAAACUGUUCAAUUUAUAAAACAAAUUGAUGGCGGAAAAUUCCAAAUGCCGUGUUCCAUCUCUUUCCUUGAGCAAAUUCUAUUAAAAGGGCUUUAGCAGGCAUGGAAGAAUGGCUAAAAUAAAGCCAUAGAAGGUGUUCAAUGAAUAUUUUCCACUUUAAAAAGAAAAAGACUGAUUUAUAAUUGACAAAAUAUUUCGCCUGAACAUUUCCGGUUAUUGUUCGCUGUUCCAAGUUGUUUUUGAAUCCUUAACCGCAGUUCUUUGUUACCACGAGUGUUCGUUACGUUCCAAAUGUGUGAUAAACCAUUAGUAUUGCUAGUAUAGAUUAUUACGUGUCGUUAAGUUAUUCCCAAAGUUUUUUAAUGUUAAGCAGUUAGAUUAUAGAAUGUUGCUUUAAUUAAUAUGUUGUGCUUUGUGAACCUUGAGCCAAAAUCUCCUUCGUGUUCAAAAAUAUAUGUUGCCUUAAUGCAAAAAUUCUACACCUAGAUGAACACUUCCAUUGUUCGAUAUCACAAACUAUUAAUCCAUUAAUCUGAGUGUCUCGACUGCCAGAAAUAUUAUCUGAGAGAAAGGCAUAUUUAAAAUUUAAAAAGGGAAGGAAACUCUUCCUUUGUUGUCAGAAAUUGUUUCAACAUCAUCUAUUAAAUUUGAGCAAUUUAACUGUGAUUUCUUGCUAUUUAUAACUUAUGAAAACUAGUAUAAAUUGCAAGAUGUUUUUCCUUUUUAUACUUUUAUUUUGUAUUCGUGUGCCCUCUAUACGCUUAACGCUGAAGUUAAGUAAACAAAUAUGUUCCAUGGAACAUCUUCCAUAUAUCCUGAAUAGAUGAAUAGUUCUAUUCAUCUGUUAACAAAUUCGAGUCUGUCAGAUCAAUGGAGAUAUAGUUUAAUCACGAAUUGAAAAAUUAUAAAAGCAGUUUUGAACUGUAGAAUAAUUUUAAACGCUUGUUACAACGAAGUUUUUACGAAAUCAGAAAACUUCCGCUUAAAAAUCAUUUAUCAAGAUUUAAGACACCAGUUCACUUCAUUUUACACUCAUUAAACGAUUUCUGGUGUAUCUUUUUUUGGCUUGUGAUAAUCUUUCAAAAGUUAUCGUUAAUGAAACUGAGCACUUUCAUUCUUUAAGUAAAUCCAGAUAACGCAUUUCAAUUAUCUGUAAUAAACGAAAAGUAUUUAAAGUGUAAUUUAAAAUUAUGAAACUAAAAGAUAACUUUAAACUAAAAUCAAACUCGCCUUAGAUAAUGUAAAGUCGAUGAAUGAAUGUCCCUGAUAAAGAGAAACAAUUUUUUCAAACUAGUAACUUCUAAAUGGCUUUGUCUUGGCCCAUCAUGUACGUGAGGAAAUAAAUCGAAUAACGUGGGUCGAAUUUGUCCUAAAUGCAUAGGAGUAAGAGUAAUAGCAUUCUUACCAACCUAUACUACAGAUAGCUUACCUUAAAGAAGGGUUCCUGGAUUCGGGUUUAAUGUGGCGUGCCUACCCUUAACAACAAAACACUUUCUUUCUUUUUUUUACAUUUUAAAACAAACAUUUAGUGGCCCUAACAAUCUUCAAAGAUGACGCUGCACUCUUCUUUAUUUCGAGACAUUAUGAUGGCUAUAUUAUUAUUAUUAUUAUAAAAGAGUAGACUUAGCAUUUCACAUGAGCCUUUAACUAACAGAGAGGGUUUGUUGCUUCGGCCGUUUUCAAGCAACAAUUCCGGAAACAAUGUAAUAAAAUCAUUUGUACAUACGCUCAUACGGACAUUCGCCUGCAUGAGGUUUUUCAUCUCGCAUGGUGUAUUAAAUAAAUUAGUAGUGAUACUACUCCAUCAAAACUUAUAUGCUACCUACUUUGGAUAAGAACUCGCGACUGUUCACCAGAAUUCAUGGUUCAGUGCGACUGAACCGUAAUAAAAGAACCGAAAAGCGUUUCAGGAAAAGUAAAAUAUUUAUUAUAUCCAAUAGGGCAAUCGUGUGUAAAAUAUUAGUUGAAUUGUUGUGUAGACACUUCUGGUUAGGAAUAAAUAAUAAAGUUUCGAAUUUUUAUGAUAUACUCUAAAAAACAACAGAAUGAUCUCACACAUUUUAUCACGGGGGUAUAGUAGGUUUAGAAUUAACUUUGAAAAAAAAAAAAAACUAAAAAGGAACGCAGUUAGCAGAGAUUAGCAGAAACGUUUAGGAACUCAUUUUCUAGUACUGUUUUCUUUUCGAAAUUAAAUUCAAAUAUGGAUUGUCAGAUGGAAGUUCAGAAAAAAUAGUUCUUGACUCUGCCAAAUUUAUAAUAUAGAGAAGUUCUUUUUUUAUUUUUUUAAUAGACUCUCGUACACAAUUUGUUUUUCCUUAAAUUCAUUCUGUAGAAUAAACAUUUAUUCUAAAAGCAUAUUAUGAUUCUAUUAAGAAAUACAUUUCGGAAUUUUUUGUACAAAAUGAGCACAAUAUAUUUCAAAAUAAAUGAAGUGGAUUUGAAAAAAGUUCUUUUUAAUUGGAUUGAAUAAUAUACGUAGAAUCUGUUAUGAGAUGGUGCAAUUGCUAAAAAAAAUGAAAGAUGGUAAAAUUAUCGUCUGACAAUGAAUGUGUCUUCACAAGAACCAGUAUCGAGUUGUAUUUGAAUAUGUUAGAAUUGUUUCUGGUUAGUACAAUUAUUUUGAAAUAGCUUAUUUCAUUUAUUGUUUCUUUUUUUUUCAAAAAUGCAUAUAUAAUUUGUCUACUUUACAGAGUUAAGGCAUGAAAAUUAUAGACUGCUUAGAAAACUGUUUGGAAUAGAUGAGAGAAAGCUAUGAUUUUAUUAAGAAAUAAGCUUCGGAGUUUUUUUCUAUAAAAUAAGAACAAAAUAAAUGAAGUGGAUUUGAAAAAAGUUUUUUUAUUAGAUUGAAUCACAUGGGUAAAGUCAUCUUAUGUGAUGGUACAGUUGCUAAAAAAUGAAAGACGAUAAAAUUAUUGUGUGACUAUGAAUGUGUCUUAAUAAGAAUCAAUUUUAAACUGUAUUUGAAUGUGUUAUAAUUGUUUCCGGUUAGUACAAAAUGUUCUGAAAUAGCUUUUUUCAUUUGUUUUUUGCCACGAAUUUUAUAUAUAAUUUGUCUAAUUUACUGGUUAAGGCAGGAAAAUAAUAGCUUGGUUAAAAACUGUUUGAAAUAGAUGACCGAAAGUUAAUCUUAUAUUUAAAAUAAUUCUUCAACAAGUAUUCUUUUGUUUUUUUUAUAAGAAUAGUUCGCAUAGCAGCUAAGAUUAUUUUUUUAAAAACCAACAAAUCUAACUUUGAAGACAUAUUAAAAUUCUAUAUACAGCACAAAGAAUUUAUAUUUU